This is a messenger RNA of Diorhabda sublineata, 1554 nucleotides long. RefSeq lists its product as uncharacterized. The coding region runs from base 232 to 1281 and encodes 349 amino acids. The transcript has 5 exons. The record is from RefSeq and is a predicted model, not a curated record. NCBI's taxonomy places the organism in Eukaryota, Metazoa, Arthropoda, Insecta, Coleoptera, Chrysomelidae.
AUACUUCAAUUGAGAAUUGUGACAUGCGGUAUAGUUGUUUUUGAUUUAUUGUUUAAAUUCAAAAUUUUCGUUACGCGCGGUUUUAAUUUCGUGAAAAUGUACAUGGUGUGUAAAUUAAAAAUCGGAAUUAACGUUUUACUAAAGAAUGAAGUGUAGUGAAGAUUCGUUGCGUUAUCGUCAACGGGGAUACAUGUUUGUAUUAAUACAAACACGAGCUGUUAUUUAUAAAAUAUGGCAAAUAUCAAACAAAAAAGAAAGUUCGGUGUUUCAAAAACCGAAAAUUGCUUAGGAAAUACCAAUAAAUAUGUAAGUGUUACGAAACAUUUCGAAUCCAAUGGAACUGUUAAUAAAUUGAUAGAUACAGAACUACCAGAAAUAACGUUCGAUAUUAAUAAGGACAUGAGUCCUAAAAAAAGGAUCAUUAAAUUCUCCAGUGCGUCUAAACCGAGUGAAAUUAGAAGACAGUUAACAAGUACUUGUUUACCAGCAACUAGGGCUACUUUAAAAAAACGAUAUCCUUCUCUACCAUCGAAAGUUAAACAAAUACAAAUUCCUAAAAAGGGUGAUAAAAUGAAUUUUACAAGUCAAUCUUUUAGAGAACUUGACAUGAACACCCUUACUUCUAAUUAUAAUUAUAUGAAGUUCCCAAGUGAAACGGACGCGUUAAAUACUUCGUUUACAGUAAAUGUGAAUAGACAAGAGAAAAAUAAAGAACAAAAUGGAACAAAAACUGUUGCUGGAGUCGUACCAAAACGUUCCGGGACAUCGCUGUGCGUAAAUCGAAGUAAAUCUCUUCUUGAAGUUUAUGGUAAAAAUGACGAACAUGAUACAACGAAAAAAUUAAAGAAAGAAAUAAAAGAUGAGUGUAUGAGAAAUAAGAGACGACUUCUAGCUGAACUUAAAACGGAAAUAGCAGAAUUUCGCAACACCAAAGGAGAUCGCGAUUUGAACCUUGGUAUGAAACCCCCGGUAUCUAAAUCAAUUUCCGAAAAAAUAAACGAGUUCGAUUCGGUGGCGUUUAUUUUACAAAAUAGGGUGAUUAUACCGAAUUCGGACGAUUUCGGCUCGUAUCCGUUAUUACCGAAAAAUGAAAAUUUUGAAAAAACUACUCAACAACCAAUCGAAACAUCGGUAGCAGAAGGGGACGUUAGCGACGAUGACGACGACGAGGCAUCUUUAUCAAGUUUGUCCGUAUUCGAUCAACAGAUAACCGUUAAAAUGAAGCGGAUUAUAGCUAAUGUCAACAACUUCAACAGCUGUAUCCGUAUCAAACAUGUUUAAGAAAAUUACGCAACUACUGUACUACAUCUGAUCUAACGGCUUCUGCAGCGAUGCGGCUGAUUUGGACCAAUUACGAUGCCGCGCCGGGUUUCUCCCGGGAUGUUCAAGUGCUGAUCAUUGUUUUGAUUUACUAUUUUUCUUCAAUAAAUAGAUUGUCGGGAACAAUUAUAAAUGAAAAUGUUGUAAAGAGCGAUUUUUAAACUUUUUACUUCUUAAUUGAAUUGAGAAUCAACUUACCGUCUAAUAGGCAGGGAAAUGUCUUUUGAGGAUAUG